UUCGAAAUCGAGCAAAAUGUACUCCCGGAUAUUUUUUUACGCUUUGCAGCUCGGCAUUGCCGUCUCACUGGUUUUCGGGGACUGCAAUACCUGCACCUAUCCUAGUCAAGUCGCCUGCGUUUCAGACACACAAUUCCAGUUCUGCAAGGAUAGCUCGCCCACGGGUCCGGUCAACAGCUGUCCCGAUGGUUCGGUCUGCACGGGAGGCAGCGUUAUCUGUGAGGACAGCAGCGUCGCAGAGUCAGCUUGCUCGGGCUGCAAUGUUUGUAAUCAAAAUCAGACCUUCGCCUGCACUGGACCUCGCACUUUUGCCCUCUGUCUGGGCACCAGCAACGUUUCCUCCAUAACAGGGAAUUGUGCGCCCUACCAUGUCUGCAAUAUCGACACCCCCCAUAUCUGUGGCAACGAAACGCUAGGCACUCCCGCCACCUGCUCCUUUUUGGACUCAACCACCCCACCGGAUAGCACAACGGCUCCCACAACGGCUCCCACACCGGACCCCACAGACCCCACAGCAUAUUGCCGUUUAAUACAGAAUACUGGACGCUUCCCCUAUGGCAUUCUAUUAGAGAGUACUUGCAGGCAGUACAUAAGCUGUUAUAUACGCAACGGUGUUUGGAACGGCAUCGUCUAUUACUGUCCCUACAACACUUUCUUCGACAGCGCCGGUCGCAUCUGCACCGCCAAUGUGCCGCCCCGCUGCACCACAGGCAUCCAAAAUAUACGGUUGCUUAGUUUGACGCUCGAGUGAUGCGAGACACCUUUUUCUCUGAAAUGAAAAGCAGAUUUAAAUAAAGAACAAAUUAGAGAGGUAGAAAUAAAUGUCCUCCUUUUCCCAAUUA
Messenger RNA from Scaptodrosophila lebanonensis, 842 nucleotides. RefSeq lists its product as uncharacterized. Gene Ontology annotation, cellular component: extracellular region. The record is from RefSeq and is a predicted model, not a curated record. NCBI's taxonomy places the organism in Eukaryota, Metazoa, Arthropoda, Insecta, Diptera, Drosophilidae. Gene Ontology annotation, molecular function: chitin binding. The coding region runs from base 17 to 751 and encodes 244 amino acids. The transcript is spliced from 2 exons.